AUGGUUUAUAAAGGUGAAGGAGUGAGCAAAAGUUCACAACAACUUACUUAUUAAAGACGUUGCCAUAACAAUAUUAUAUUUUUUCUUACAACGAAACAAGCGAGCGAACUUUGUUUUCCAUGCUUUGAUUGAACAAUAUACAUCUGUCUGGAUUUGAAAAAUGUAGCACCAGAAUUAUUUAUACUUUACCAUUUUUUAUAUAAUAUUUUCAGUGCAAAAAUCCUCUAAUGACAAGCUGCAGUAGACAUAAAAUCAUGUGUUUAUGAUUUUCUAAAUUUGUUACAGGGAUGCAUAGGCCUAAUUUCUGUGCUUUUCAAAUGUUGUCAAUUCCAUUGCUAAAAUCUGUCACUUCUUUUGCAAUUAAGAGGAACUUGUAGUUAAGUUACCGUCUUCAGUACUAACUAGCGACUUUUAUCUGUUUAAUUAAAAUCUCCUCUAGUCCCUUAACACCUAACGACCACCUGAUACCCAGGCUAAGGUCAAAUUGUUAAAAAAAUUAACGCACUAUUUUUUAAUGUAAAUUUCUGAAUGUAUUGUUCUACAAAUCCAGACAUUAUAUUAAUUGUGUAUUACACAAAUCCAACUUAUUAUGACUUUUAAACUCCCGAAAUAAUGCCACUAGGGACCUUGAAAUGGCUGGCUAUCUUUAGUUCGCGAGAUCUUACAAAUCGUUCUUUCAGCGAGUCAUAUUGGCUUGUUUGCUAUGUUUGCAAGUCUAGUAAUUUCUUCAUUUUGUCUUGAAACGCACACGUGAAUUUGACUUCAAUUUUGCCUAUGAAAAAAACAAAAAAAAAAUUGGUAAAGUAUUUGGUUAUGCCAUAACAGAAGACGUGAAUACGGUCUGUCACGGAUUUAGAGUUGCUCUUCUGUGAUGAGGCAGAAUUAGUAUUUAUGAGGUCUAAGAAAUGUGUGUACAUUUUAUUUCGUUACUUUUCGAUAAUUUACUUUUUGUACUUUUAGGUCAAAUGGGUGGAGCCUAUUUCAGCCACCCGGGUGGUGGGGUGAACUACCUUUGCCUUCCAGAAGAUCCCAAGUAUGACAAGUACACAGGUAGCAGUAACGGAGUAACAUACCUUUACGGCACUGAAUAUCAGGUAUCAAGUACCCACCUUUUUGGUAAAAGGCUCCUAGAUUAUGAUGCACCAUGCGUUGUCUGCUUCGUCAAGUCACGUGGUUCAAUGCUGAUGGUGCCUGCUAAGAAUGACUGUCCUUCUGGAUGGACCGAGGAGUACCAUGGGUACCUGAUGACUAAUCUUUUUAAUUACCAGCAUUCAAACGACUUCAUCUGUGUCGACGGGGAUCCGGAGUAUGUGGCCGGUAGCCAAAGUAACAGGGAGGGUGCCUUGCUGUACCCAGUGCAAGUCGCUUGUGGUGGCUCAUCGCUCCCGUGCCCACCUUAUAUCAGCGGUCGAGAACUGACAUGCGCUGUGUGCACCAAGUGA
Molecule: messenger RNA, 1442 nt
Organism: Porites lobata
Lineage: Eukaryota; Metazoa; Cnidaria; Anthozoa; Scleractinia; Poritidae
Source: the annotation of a GenBank genome assembly